AUGGCAGCGGCGCAGGGACCACCACAAGAGAUGGGCCCACCUGCUGACGACAGGGCAGGCAAUGGUGGCAAUGGUGGUGGAGCAGACGAUGGUGGCAGUGGAGCAGGCCAUGGUGGCAAUGGUGCUGGAGCAGGCAAUGAUGCGUUGGUUUCGGCUUCAUCGGCUUCAGCGGCUCCAGCUUCCAGUGCUGAAUCCCAACUUGCUCAGAGCGAUGCAGCCAGGAGGGCGCGGCAGGAAAUCGCUCAAAGCGUUAAGGCUGGGAUGUCUUCAUUUGAGACUGGCGCGCUGAUGUUCACCAGAGAAGAGUUUUGCCGCUUUACCUGCCACCCAUCGGCUGUGCCCUCAUGGUUUCAGCAGAGGUACAACACUACUGAGAAUUUCACCUGGGCUUUCUGUGGCUUCGACCCGGUGGUGAGCUCAUUUUACCCCAACAUGGCCUUGCCGGAUGCCUGGGUGGUGGAUGAGGCCAAGGAGCUUCAAGCACGGCUGCCUGCAGCGCAGAAUGUGCCAACUCGCUGGCACACAGACGUGGCAGAGCGGCGACGGCAGAAACAGGCACCCUAUGCUCCCACGGCUCCUCGGCUUGCAGGCUUUGGCGCUGGAGGCAUUUUGCUCAAAAUGACGUCUCCAAUCCUUUUGCCUAGUUUCCUAACUCAUUGGCUAGACUCAUGCGGGCCCCAGACUUUGUCGCGGAUCCGCGCAGCUGCAGAAGCUUGUAAUGAGAAGGUUGCGUGGCCGAACUUCCUCAUCAACGGCUCCAAUGGCUCAUCAGCUUUGCGGGUUGGAACAGAUUGUAGUGGCUUGGAAGCUCCAGUGCAUGCCCUCCGUUCUAUGGGCCUGCUGCACAAACAUGUUUUCAGCUGCGAGAUCAAUCCGGCCCCCAGGACGAUGAUUGAAGCGAAUUGCUUGCCUGAGGAAGCUUUCAUGGACGACGUGAUUGUCAGCUCUGCUGGCGCAGUGCCCUUUGUGCAUUUGUAUGUGGCUGGGUUUUCCUGCAAACCAUUUUCCAUGCUUCACAACAAGACCAAGCUUCUUGAGGAAAAGGAGGCUGAGAUUUUCAAGGCAGUUCUUCGACGCAUCGGCAAGCUACGGCCUCCAUGCUUUGUCCUCGAGAACGUCAAAGGCAUCCAACGGUGCAUGGAGAAGGAGCCUCCAGGCACAUUCUCCAGCACAUUUGGACUGAGCUGGGGCAGGCAAAUGAACCUGCUCCUUUGGCUCAGCGGCUCUUACCAAGUGACCACCCGCUUGUGUCGCAGCACCAACAGGGCGCGAUGGUCUCAGGCAGCAACACUGGGGUUUCCAACCAGGUCACCCCACAUGAAAUGGAAGGAGCUGCAUGAUGAAUGGAAGGCCAAACAUUGCCACGCGGCUCCGUCAGCUUUUAGUUUCAGGGGCUGCUCGGCUGAUGAUUUGUUUUUGCAUUUACCCCGGGAGAGAGACGUUUGGGACAAGUUGCGCACGACAGUUGGGCAAGCUGACCAGUUUGUGUGCGAUUUGUCUCAAAGUUUGGGCCGCAACAGAGAGCGCACUGAUGGAAAGGUGCCUACCAUUACUCCCGGAUCCCACCUGAUCCUGGGCAGUGAGGGUCGAGCCCUGCUGCCGCACGAGGCUCUUCUGCUGCACGCAUUCCCACUCCACAAGAUGACUUUCCCAAGUUGCAUCUCAGCGACGGAUCUUGAGAACAUGGGCGGUAACACUAUGCACUGCCAGGUGGUUGGCAUUGCCAUGGUGAUUGCUUUGCUUCUUGUCAAUUGGGAGCUGCCUGCAGCCCAUCAGAGCCUUCCUGCAGCGGUAGCUGCUUCGGCUCCUUCAGCUCCUUUGGCUCUUGAGGCUGCGAAGCGUUUAGAAGAGCACUUGCGCAAACGCUUUGGAAUGCAGCCACCGACAUGGAGCAAGGCUGCUGCGCUUUUGCUAUGCUAUGGCUUGGGAAAAUGUCUCGUGGGCAGAGAGGCUUUUGAGAAGCCUGACCGGCGAGAGUGGAAGCCGGAGUCGUUCCUAUCAGCUCAGCAGCACGAACCAGGGCUCUUGCAGUGGAGUUAUCUGGUGAAGUGGCCAGGAAGCUUGGGAAGUUAUCUGGUGAAGCUUGUAGUUUCUUCUCUUUUCAACUCCCUCCUAUGGCUACGCUUAAAAUUAAGGAACUAG
This is a messenger RNA of Durusdinium trenchii, 2142 nucleotides long. Lineage: Eukaryota; Dinophyceae; Suessiales; Symbiodiniaceae. The record is from the annotation of a GenBank genome assembly.